Molecule: messenger RNA, 1135 nt
Organism: Sebastes umbrosus (honeycomb rockfish)
Lineage: Eukaryota; Metazoa; Chordata; Actinopteri; Perciformes; Sebastidae
Product: aspartate and glycine-rich protein-like
Exons: 2
Coding region: 237-740 (167 amino acids)
Source: RefSeq, a predicted model, not a curated record
AAAAUUAAUAGUACAGUAUGUCGAAAAAAGUUUAAAAAAAAGUCGUAUUAUAGUUUGUCGAAAAAAGUAAAAAAAAAAAAAAAAACCAUCAUAGUAUAAAAAUGUCGAGAAAAUAAAAAAACUCAUAGUAAAGCAUGUCCAGUAGAGAGGACGUCCAGUAGAGAGGACGUCCAGUAGAGAGGACGUCAACAACUAAGAGACCUGAUAGUAAUACCAGAGUUUCUUAGAGGGAGGAUAUGGACUGUGAGGAUAUGGACUGUGAGGACAUGGACUGUGAGGACAUGGACUGGGAGGAUAUGGACUGUGAGGAUAUGGACUGUGAGGACAUGGACUGGGAGGAUAUGGACUGGGAGGAUAUGGACUGUGAGGACAUGGACUGUGAGGAUAUGGACUGUGAGGAUAUGGACUGUGAGGACAUGGACUGUGAGGAUAUGGACUGUGAGGACAUGGACUGGGAGGAUAUGGACUGUGAGGACAUGGACUGUGAGGAUAUGGACUGUGAGGACAUGGACUGGGAGGACAUGGACUGGGAGGACAUGGACUGUGAGGACAUGGACUGUGAGGACAUGGACUGGGAGGAUAUGGACUGUGAGGACAUGGACUGGGAGGACAUGGACUGGGAGGACAUGGACUGUGAGGACAUGGACUGGGAGGACAUGGACGGUGCGGGGCUCAGAUGUAUUAAAGCGUUUCUCUACUUGAAGCUGUUUCUAGAAACAUUGAGAUGUUUCCUGAGAUAACGUCGAGUACGGAGCGAUUCCUCGGCUCACCUUACAAUCCAAACUGUCCUCGUCACUGCAGGUUAUUAAACCUGUCUGGGAACAGAACGCCAAACGGGCCGGAGGAGGACAAAGCUGUGCCAAAAGAAAACAAAUCCUGCAAAAGUCAAUUUGACCUGAGAGCUUCGUCCAGUCUGAAGUAACGGAUGUGGACAGAAACAACAGACAAGAUGAUUGUUCAUUAUUAGUAGAGUAGGGCCGUCAAUCCAUUCAAAGAGGUAAUCAACAUUAAUCUAACAUCAUCAGUUCUAAAUGAACCUUAAAGGAGAUUAGUCCAGUAUUUAAUCCUCUUAUCAACAUGGGAGUGGACAAAUAUGCUGCUUUAUGUAAAUGUAUGUAUAUAUUUAUUAUUAUAA